AAAUGGAAUUGGACACGGACCCUUGUGAAUACCCGCAAGACUGCUCGAUGAUUGACGUUCAGGAUUAUGGAGAUAUGGGACUCAAAAUGCUCUACAACACGAAUAGUGUGCUGCAGAAGAUUGCCAACCUGUACGCGGAACGGCUAAUGUCGGAUGUAACGCUCGUGGUGGGCGAAAACCAGUACCCAGCCCACCGGAUCAUUCUCUGUGCCAGCAGUGACGUCUUUCAGGUGAUGCUGAUGAACGCGACGUGGCGCGAAUUCGGGGACGCAGUCAUCACGCUGCAGGAGGAGGACAAAUGUCAAGACGUGUUUCCCCAGUUUCUACGCUACAUGUACAUUGGCAAAAUGACGAUCUCGGUCGAUACUGCCGUGUACAUACUGAAGCUCGCCGACAAGUACAACAUCCACGAUCUGGUCCAGAUCUGCAUCGACUACAUGAAGCGACACGUGAACAAGGCCACCGCUAAAGGACACUUCGUCGAGUGGCUGCACAAUGCGCUGCUGAUCUGUCCGGGGCGGAAGGAUUUGAUAACGCUGCUCGAGAACUAUCUCAAGUGGAACCUGGAGCGGAUAGUCGCGUCCCCGGGCUGGGAGCAGCUAAAUAUCGGCCUGAUGAACUGGUUGCUGCAGCAGAACGAUCUAGUCGUGCGCAGUGAGUUUCGGCUGUACGAGCUGGUCGAAAGCUGGUUUCGGUACCAGAAGUCACAGAUAGAUGAACGGGCCGAUAUGCGCCAGCAGGAUCGGGAAAGUGCAAUUAACAAGCUGAUCAACGGUGUCCUGGUACACAUACGGUUCGCGAUGAUGAGCCUUCCCCAGCUGGCGAACGUGCUGAUGAGCGUUGCGUCCGUGCGGAUGUUGAAAGAGUUCUACGUGGCACGGGUAGCGGACGGGAUGAACUUUCACUCCCGCAGCCUGGAGGAAGUCAGUGCCAUACGGCAAAGCGAAACGGGCGAACUGUUUUUCACACCCCGGCUCUACACGAGCGAUCUGUGGAGUUUGGAGAUUGCGAUCAGCUGCUUCCACAAGCUCGAAAAAUAUUCGAGCGUCGCAUCGUUCUUCUUUUCGCCCACCAACUUUAGUGACAUCGAUGAGGAGAGCAAUGGUUGGGAUGUGGAGUUUUUUCCGCUCGGCGUACGCUACAAACCGGCCCAACUGAUCGGUAUCUACAGUGCGGCCACCAACCGGGAAAUACCGGAAAGCAUCAUACGCACGGUACGGUUGAGGAUUACCUGCCAGACGGCAAUGCGAACGGAAAGCCGGUAUAUGAUCGGUGUCCUCAUCUGCGGUAUGAUGAAUGAGGAAGAGUACGUCCGCAACUGUCACGUCCGUAUGGCAUACUUCUCCAACGAUCAACGGGUGCUGAAUAUCGAUAACUUAAUACCGUUCGAGGAGCUGCAGAUCGGGGCGCGAAAGUUUAGCCAAUACAUGGUCGGUGAGCAGCAGAACACGAUUAAGAUUAAGGUUGUUAUCGUACCGUUGAAUCGUUUCUCCAACGUAUUUGCUCCUUUGGAGUAG
This is a messenger RNA of Anopheles maculipalpis, 1517 nucleotides long. It is a transcript of the gene Tango10, whose product is annotated as BTB/POZ domain-containing protein 17. Lineage: Eukaryota; Metazoa; Arthropoda; Insecta; Diptera; Culicidae. The record is from RefSeq and is a predicted model, not a curated record. Bases 3 to 1517 code for a protein of 504 amino acids. The transcript has 4 exons. Gene Ontology annotation, molecular function: protein binding.